Messenger RNA from Prosopis cineraria, 1682 nucleotides. RefSeq names its product cysteine-rich receptor-like protein kinase 15. The transcript has 3 exons. Bases 1127 to 1525 code for a protein of 132 amino acids. The record is from RefSeq and is a predicted model, not a curated record. Gene Ontology annotation, molecular function: protein kinase activity; ATP binding. NCBI's taxonomy places the organism in Eukaryota, Viridiplantae, Streptophyta, Magnoliopsida, Fabales, Fabaceae. Gene Ontology annotation, biological process: protein phosphorylation.
UUAGAAUUCCAAUGUAAACACUAGAAUGAGCAGAAGAAUGAUGUUAACUAAGAGAGUUUUCUAAUAGAUCUCUUCAAUAAGGAUUAACCAAAAUUUUGAAGGCAUGGAUUGACUUGACUAGGGACGACUGGUGGCGCAAUUGAGGAUAGCUUACAAGGCACAGUUGCGAAAGAAAGUGCCUCACGAGGCAAGAAGCAAAAUCUAUCUCAUUCUCGUGGGAGCCGGCAAAGGUAUAUCCCAACAUUGAUCAAAGAAAAGUCCCACAAAGAACUACUGAUUCAUUACGUAACUUAGUCGCCUUAGUUCUCUUCUUCUGAUUCUAAAUGUGAAAUUGUGAAUCCCAACUUUGAUGCUUUUUAAAAAAUAAAAAUAAAAAUAAAAAGAACUCGAGAAAAAAGAAAUGGAGAGAAGAGUUGUGAGUCUUGUUUUUCAUCUAAAACAUCAAGCACUAGCAAUCCGAAAAGACUGUCCCUUACCUACAUCUCAUAAUCCACUUCUUCCUUAGCUUCCUUCCAUAUUCCUCCAUAGCCAUUGCCGUAGCAGACGCCUCUGUUUAUUUUGGUCACAAAGAUCCUCCUGUUUAUCUCUACCACUUCUGCUUAACCGAUAAAAAUUCACUCCCAAUAGUCCCUACCAUUCCAAUCUCAACUCUCUCCUUUCCUCCUUAUCUUCCCACGCCACCGGCGACACUGAAUUCUGCAACUCCCCUGUCACCAGAGGUGGGGGAAAUGCCAGCGAGGUCGUCUACAGCCUCUUUAUGUGCCGCGGCGACCUCACAAGUCGGAUGUGUAAAAAAUACCUCCAAUUGGCGAUCCAAAAAAUCGUUUAGUAUCACGAGUGCUUAGUUCGGUAUUCUAACCACUCCGUCUUUUCCACCUCGGAGGAAUGGCUGAGGUUUAAGGUCGUGAAUUAUAACACGAUUUCGAACUCGUCAGAGCAACGUAGUGCCGGGUGGGUACCGGCGAACACGCUGAACGAGGCGCUGGCGGAGGCGGUGGAUGGUGUGGCAGUCGGGGAAAAGAAAUUUACGACGAGGAUAGGGAAAUUGGGGAAUCAGAGGGUGUACAUUUUGGUUCAGUGUUAGCCGAAUCUGAGGAGCGGAGAUUGCAGGAGAUACCUGAUAGAUAUGAUGGGGGAUAUUCAGUUGUGUUGCCUUGGAAGAGACGGCAGAAUGGUUCUGUGUCCUAGCUGUAGUCUCAUGCUCUGUUCGCAACUCUUUUACAGAGAAGUUGAAGUUGUACCCGCGUGUCCGCCUGGGCGUGUCAAUCCUGAUUCUGUCCCCACAGACGGGGGCAAAGGAGACUUGGGCUCAGCACCCGCAAUUGGAACUGAAUGUACUACUUUGGAGUCUCUGCAAUUCGAUUUCGCUACAAUUGAAGCUGCAACAAACAGGCUUUCAGCUCAGAAUAGAAUAGGUCAAGGAGGAUUUGGAAAAAUUUACAAGGGUACUCUUUCUAAUGGACAAAAAAUAGCUAUGAAGAGACUUUCUGCAAGCUCCAAGCAAGGAACAGUGGAUUUUAAGUAGGAGAUUCUAUUAAUAGCUAACUUCAACAAAGAAAUCUAGUGACGUUGUUGGGAUUUUGCUUACGAGAGCAUGAAAAGAUACUUAUUUAUGAAUUCGUACCCGAUAAAAGCCUUGACUACUUUGGUAUGGCAUUUAUCCUUUGCUCUAAAGUUUUUAU